AUACAUACACCGUCUCCUUUAAUCCCUCUCCAUUAAUCCCAACGAUUUGUUCCCCGCAAAAAAUGAACGGCGAUCUCGAUAUCUCCGUCGACAAACUCCCGAUCAAACGGCUAGAAUUCAUCGAAGAACACGGCGCCGAACGCUUCCCUUCUGAUAUAGGAUACGAUGAGAAAACGGUGGAUUUGAUAAGAAGAAUUGAUUUUGCAUGGGCGGUGGAGAGAGAGGAGCCUAGUAAGAAGCAGAAGAAAAGCAGCAGUUCUUCUUCUUCAAAGGAAACAAGUAGCAAUCAGCCAUGGCAAUGGCAGAGUUUGGUGGAGAAUUUGCGAUUGGCUCAUCAAGAGCUUCAAGUCAUUAUCGAUCUCAUUCACACUGUUGAGGCAAACGAUGCAGUGACAGUGGCUGGCAUGACCAGACCAAAGCAAUUGCCUAACGAGCAGCUGUCAGACCUUUCUGUGUCUAUGGCUACCAAGCUGCAAUGCUUCCGUCAUUUGGGGAAAUAUUUUAAGCAAUCUGCCAAAGCUUUGGAACAUCAAGUGGCUAGAGAAGCAAGAUUUUAUGGUGCUCUUAUCAGAUUGCAGCAAAAUUGGAAGGUUAAAUGGCAUCGGCUGGUUGCUGCUGCUUCUGGAAAUGAAGGGUUUUACAUUGAUUUAUUUGACACUUCAAUGUAUGAUCCAGCGGUUGGAUUUCGUCCAUCUUCUGCAUCUGUGGUGCAUAUUGAGCAUGACCCAGCUGGGAUGCUGGCUGUGAAUUUGCCAUCAAAUUCCUGCCGUACUCUUCAAUUUGAGUUUCUUGGUGCAAGUGCACCUAGUGGUGUUGUAAAACAUAGCAGAACAAAACCUAAGGGUUCUUUUGAGGAUGCUUCUGGAGAAACCAAGAGAGAGAAAAGUGAUGACGAGCAUGUGAGAGAAACUCACUCAAUCCUCCGUGAAGUUCAUCGAGCAAUCUUUGAUGAGCAGGUGUUUGAUUUGGUUAAUCGUGAAGCAUUUAAUCCAUCUUUUGGUGCCGACGUCACAGGAAUACAAGAGAACUUCUUACGCUUAAGCAUAGGCCAAAAAGCUUCUGUGUCCAUUUCACUUGUACCAUCUACUGACGAUGAUCAGACAGCUAAUGCUGUGGGUGAUGAACAUUCUGAAACUGCUAUUGUGUCUUUUGAAUCAGUUGAUGCUUCAAAACUAGAUGAAGGGAAGCCUGACUUGAAGAAGUUGGGGUUUCCCAAUCGAAUUAGUUUUGAAAUUUAUUUGCAACAAAUUUUUCAUGAACAUGUGUUUGUAAAAGCCAAAAACAGAUUGUCAUCUUUGGGUAAACCUCAAAUAUCUGCUCAGCCCACAAAAGAUGGCCCUAAUCUUUUGGGACAUUUCUGCAUCUCUCUAGCUCAUAGGAUAUUCUCAAACAAAGUCCUUGCAGAGCUUGAAAGUCUGGUUAGCAGGAUAUCAUAUGUCCGAUUGACAUCACAUCCAACUUGGCACUCUCGAACAUCAUCAUGGACACUCUCCAUGGAUGUACCUGAGUCAAUUCUCCAUGCAGGAAGCCUGUCUCAUUCAUCUGACUAUGUAAAGAAUGUGAAAUCUCACUUUCGUACAAAAGUCGUGGUUCGUGAUGAUUGCAUCAGUCUGGAAGGGGAAGGUGCUCCUAAUGUUGUUGGCCUCUUCAAAGGAAAGCCUGAUAGUACUUGCCCUAUGAACAGAUAUGACUGUGACUUGUCAGAUCUUCCAAUGGUACUAUUGCAGCAGGUUGCCAGCCAGGUGAUACGGUGGCUUCAUGAAGAAGCCCUUAUGGUUGGUAUCAAAGCAAACCGGGAUUUCCUAUCCUUGUCAUUUGAGCUAGAGCAAGGCGAAACACUUGGUCUGGUGGCACACGUGGACCCUGAAGAUAUUCAAGGAUGCAUUUCCUGGUGGUUGGUGAUGGAUGAUGGAUUCUCCGAAGAAAGCAAACUUCAAAUGGACGUCAACAAUGGUGAAUCCGAAACAAGGAAGUCUUUAGGUCAUUUAUCUUUGGAAGUGCUAUACUCGACCUUAAUGGAUAUGGUUAGCGCAAGUAGUACUGCAGGCCAUUGAGCUGUUAGUUUUUGCACUUGCAAUCGACUAGCAGAUUUUCAUUAGUGUUGUUGCAACUAGAACUAUAUGUACAUAUUGUGUAGCUGACAAUGUCAUACAUCCAAUAGCUCAUAGCUAAAUCAUUGUGGAUUCAGUUUUGCCAGUUGCCCAUGUAAAUUGUUUGUCAGGUUAAUAUUCCAUCAGUUGGAGACACUUUAGGUACCCA
Messenger RNA from Capsicum annuum, 2259 nucleotides. RefSeq names its product mediator of RNA polymerase II transcription subunit 17. Lineage: Eukaryota; Viridiplantae; Streptophyta; Magnoliopsida; Solanales; Solanaceae. Gene Ontology annotation, cellular component: core mediator complex; mediator complex. The record is from RefSeq and is a predicted model, not a curated record. Gene Ontology annotation, biological process: regulation of transcription by RNA polymerase II. Bases 63 to 2054 code for a protein of 663 amino acids. The transcript is spliced from 8 exons. Gene Ontology annotation, molecular function: transcription coregulator activity.